CCGAGUCGGGGCCCAGUCCGGGAGCUGCGGACCGCGGCCUUUCCUUAGCGCCGCCCAACGCAGCACUCUGGCCUCUUCGUCGGACUCGGAGCCCGGUGGAGCGUCUCCGCCGCCGCCGCCCAGGAAGAAGCAGCGAGUGUCCGCCAGCGGGCCCGGGCCCCGCCGCCGCCGCACCGUCAUCGCCAUGCAGCAGGCGGCCUCCGGCUCGGCCUCGGCCCCGGCCCCGGCCCCCAGCACCAACGGGGCCCAGCCCGCCUCCCCGCCCGCCGCCAACGGCCAGCUGCCGCACCCCGCCCUCGGCCUGCAGCCCGACGGCCCGGCCGGGCCCGACUCCCACGGCACCGCCCCCGGACCCGCCGCCGUCGCCGGCCGCAAGAAGAAGCGGCUGUCCCGGGCGGACGAGGACGUGAUCCGGCUGAUCGGGCAGCACCUGCGGGGCCUCGGAUUCAACCAAACAGUGGAACAGCUGAUGCAGGAGACGGGGUGCAGUUUGGAGCAUCCGUCAGCCACCAAAUUCCGCAACCACGUGACGGAAGGAGACUGGGAAAAGGCUGAAGCAGACCUCACUGAGCUCAAGUCUCUGGUACAUUUGCCUCAGGCUAUUGUGCGCAUGAAGUUCCUGUUGCUGGAGCAGAAGUACCUGGAGUUCCUGGACGACGGCAAGGUGUUGGAGGCCCUGCAGGUACUGCGCUUCGAGCUGACGCCGCUGAAGUACAACACCGACCGGAUCCACGCUCUGAGCGGGUACCUGAUGUGCAGUGAUGCAGAUGACCUCCGCGCAAAGGCAGAAUGGGAGGGCAAGGGCAGCCUGUCGCGUACCAAGCUCCUGGAUAAGCUCCACACGUACCUCCCGCCCUCCGUGAUGCUGCCUCCCCGCCGCCUGCAGACCCUCCUCAGACAAGCCGUGGAGCUGCAGAGGGACCGCUGUCUCUACCACAACACCAAAGCAGACACCAACCUGGAUUCUGUCUCGCUGCUCAUGGACCACGCCUGCAGCAGGAGGCAGUUUCCCUGCUACACCCGCCAGAUCCUGACCGAGCACUGCAACGAAGUGUGGUUCUGCAAGUUCUCAAACGACAGCACAAAGCUGGCAACGGGAUCGAAGGACAACGCCGUCAUCAUCUGGCAAGUUGACCCAGAAACGCACCAGCUGAAAUUACUCAAGACUUUGGAAGGCCACACGUACGGGGUGUCAUACCUAGUCUGGAGUCCGGAUGACACUUACUUAAUCGCCUGCGGCCCCGACGAUUGUUCCGAACUCUGGCUGUGGCACGUGCAGACGGGCGAGCUGAGGACCAAGAUGAGCCAGUCGCAUGAGGACAGCUUGACAUGCGCGGCAUGGAACCCAGACGGGAAGCGGUUUGUCACCGGAGGGCAGAGAGGGCAGUUCUACCAGUGUGACCUGGAUGGCAACGUGCUAGAUUCGUGGGAGGGCGUGCGUGUCCAGUGCCUGUGGUGCCUCAACGACGGCAAGACCAUCCUGGCCUCCGACACCCACCAGCGGAUACGGGGCUACAACUUCGAGGAGCUGACUGACCGCAACAUUGUGCAAGAGGACCACCCCAUCAUGUCUUUCACAGUCUCCAGAAACGGCCGGUUAGCCUUGCUCAACGUCGCCACUCAGGGGGUUCAUCUCUGGGAUCUGCAGGACCGGGUUUUACUACAGAAAUACCAGGGCGUCACCCAAGGAUUUUAUACCAUUCACUCCUGUCUCGGAGGUACAAGCGAGGAUUUCAUUGCCAGCGGCAGUGAAGUUGACGGGGAGAGCGAGAGCCGUCGGGGACCAGAGGGAGUGCUGGAUAUUCAACGCGAAGGGCAUUUGGGAAGAGAAUCAAGUGGGAGCGAUGCCUCCGACUCUGCUGUGGGCACUGGAAGUCUCAGCCGCAGAUAUCCAUGGGCUCUCGGAGGUGCCAGUCCAGUUCAAAUCAGUUCAGCUGCCAGCCAGCCAGCGGGAUUCCAGAUAAAUGCCACUGGUACCACUCAUUGCGCUGCUGCCCUUAGCGACCUGCGUUUCCUCGAAGCUGCGCAGCAACUCGCUGGUGUUUGA
Pristis pectinata (smalltooth sawfish) is the source of this 2047-nucleotide messenger RNA. RefSeq names its product WD repeat-containing protein 26-like. Gene Ontology annotation, biological process: proteasome-mediated ubiquitin-dependent protein catabolic process. The record is from RefSeq and is a predicted model, not a curated record. Gene Ontology annotation, cellular component: GID complex. Bases 185 to 2047 code for a protein of 620 amino acids. Gene Ontology annotation, molecular function: protein binding. Lineage: Eukaryota; Metazoa; Chordata; Chondrichthyes; Rhinopristiformes; Pristidae. The transcript has 13 exons.